Messenger RNA from Cygnus atratus (black swan), 572 nucleotides. Its product is annotated as hemoglobin subunit beta. Gene Ontology annotation, molecular function: organic acid binding; peroxidase activity; haptoglobin binding. The record is from RefSeq and is a predicted model, not a curated record. Bases 18 to 461 code for a protein of 147 amino acids. Lineage: Eukaryota; Metazoa; Chordata; Aves; Anseriformes; Anatidae. Gene Ontology annotation, cellular component: haptoglobin-hemoglobin complex; blood microparticle; hemoglobin complex. The transcript has 3 exons. Gene Ontology annotation, biological process: hydrogen peroxide catabolic process; oxygen transport.
ACCCUCCACCCGACGCCAUGGUGCACUGGACAGCCGAGGAGAAGCAGCUCAUCACCGGCCUCUGGGGCAAGGUCAAUGUGGCCGACUGUGGUGCUGAGGCCCUGGCCAGGCUGCUGAUUGUCUACCCCUGGACCCAGAGGUUCUUCUCUUCCUUCGGGAACCUGUCCAGCCCCACUGCCAUCCUUGGCAACCCCAUGGUCCGUGCCCAUGGCAAGAAAGUGCUCACCUCCUUCGGAGAUGCCGUGAAGAACCUGGACAACAUCAAGAACACCUUCGCCCAGCUGUCCGAGCUGCACUGCGACAAGCUGCACGUGGACCCCGAGAACUUCAGGCUCCUGGGUGACAUCCUCAUCAUCGUCCUGGCUGCCCACUUCGCCAAGGAUUUCACUCCUGACUGCCAGGCUGCCUGGCAGAAGCUGGUCCGCGUGGUGGCCCAUGCUCUGGCCCGCAAGUACCACUAAAGCGCUGGCAGCAAAGCUCCCAGAACAUCCUCCAACUCAUGUCAUGCACCUGUGGAAAUGCUCUGGAGCCGUCAGCUUGUAACAGCCCAAUAAAGCUCAACCUGUGAAGGC